UUCUCUCGCAGCCGCCGCGACGGGCGGGGCGGGGAGCCUUCGCGGGUGCGGCGAGACGGGAGGAGUGGCGGCGCGCCUGUCCUGUGGAUCCGCUCUGACGUUGAUAGGCCUCUGGCUCUGCCACGACGGGAGGAGCUGAGACUCUGGUCGCCCCAGGCUGGGAGGAGGACGCAAGAAAAGCGGCGGGCGAACUCUGGGGUUUCGCAGAACAAUUCCGUAUGUAAAUGCCAAGCAGAGGACGGGGGAAGUGCGGCAAGAAGAUGGCCUUGGUUCCCUAUGACAGCAUUGCUCUUUGGGGAAUGCAAAAGCUGCAUAAAUCUUCCUCUGCAUACACUUUUGCCAACCGAACUAUCCAGAUUAAACAGAACUGGAACCAGCUGGGCGUAGCUGCCGUGGUAUGGGAUGCGGCCGUGGUUUUGUGCACUUUUUUAGAGAUGAGAGGCAUUGAUCUGCAAGGAAGUCUGGUGAUUGAAUUAGGAGCUGGAACAGGCCUGCUGGGAAUUGUAGCCACCUUGCUCGGUGCUCAUGUUACAAUUACAGACAGGAAGGCUGCCUUGCCAUUACUUGAGGCAAAUGUACAAGCUAAUCUACCUGCUGAGCUCCAGCCAAGAGCAGUAGUCAAGGAACUGACUUGGGGACAAGAUUUGGCAAACUUCUCUCCAGGAGGGUAUGACUUCAUCUUAGGUGCAGACAUUAUUUAUCUAGAAGAAACAUUUAUGGAUCUUCUUCAAACACUGGACCAUCUGUGCUCUGACCAGACUGUAAUCCUGCUAUCCUGUCGUCUCCGCUAUGAGCGGGAUCAGAACUUCCUGGAGAUGCUGAGGGGACGUUUUUCAGUCCGGGAGGUGUUCUACGAUGCUAGUAAUGAUGUGCAUAUCUUCAAAGCACAGCAGAAGGUCCAGUAUGGAGAUUUGUGACUGGUUUCAUUGUGAAUUCUUCUCAGCUCAUAUCUCCCUUCACCCUAUCCCUUGGUAUAUCUAGACCAAAGAACUUCCCUUAAUCAUUCCAGCAGGCCAAAAAUUUACUUAUUUUAAUCAUUCUGAUAACCCAAAUUAUAAAUGGCCCAGAAGAAUAACUAUUAAGGAAAUCACAGCUAGAGCUGGACUUGGAGAAACACAAGAUAUUUUGGCACCAUGUAAGUGAAAAAUCCAGUUAGAUUCUGAAUACCAGUGUUUUACUUCUGUUUUCCACUGGUGUCGAAUGCAAAAUACUGUUAGAAGGAUGGGCUCUGAGGACUACCAUCUUUUCAGUGGAACAGCAAAUGAAAGUUACUUGCUGACUGGAAAGAGAUUGUGCCAGCUGCAAAGGAAAUAAUUGAUUAGAUUAUGUACAGCAUCUGUUUGCUUCUUUGGAGGCAGUGAAUUUGUUGGUCAGUUUUCUAAUAGGCUGACUGAUGCAAUAAUGAAAGAACCCUUGCAUUGUUGACAGUGAAGGAGAAAGCAACAGCUCUUGAUGUAGCCCUAGUCAAGGUCAAGGAUUGGUUAAUAGAAUAAUGAUAGCUGAGCUACUAGGAAGCAGUAAACCUAGCAUACUUAAACUAGGGCGGGGGGAGGGGUUGCCAGGGAUUGGUAAGAAGCAACAAUACAAAUGUGAUUCUGAUGUAAGUAGUGAAAUUCUGCUUCUCUACCCUGGUGCCCUCAGGAUGUGUUGGUCUACAGCUUUCACCAUUCCUAACUUACCACUGUUGCCAAUAGAGCAGGGAUGAUGGGUGUUGAGGGGCACAAGAUUGGGUUGACUGAUACCACAGGUGUGACAUCUGCUAUAUUCAAGUGAUGGCCAAAACACAUGUAUGUGAUGCAGAAGGCCUACACAAAAAAUGGGGGAAUGUUUGGAAGACUAGUGCAGGAAGGAGUUGUUGGAAGUUCCCUUGUGUUAGAGACAUAGGAUAGAAUGGGAAGGCAUUGGCUUUAAUUCAUUCUUUGCAACCUUUCUCUGUGUCUGGCUCAGAUUGUGAGGCUUCAGAACACUAUUUGUUCAGUGGCAUUAUGUAUCCUACAGGUUUGGACAUAGGGUGGGAUGGAAAGGGAAAAAUGGUUAAUUCUGCUAUGUGGGCAAAUACUUUGCAAUGUCCUACUUGGAUAUUUUUUGUCCACUUAAUGGGGGCAUGUAUAGCCAUAGAAGGUGAUAAUGAAUGUAUUUUGAAAUUUUUUGCAAAGAUUUCAGGUGCUGUGACCAGAAUUUCUAGAUGAUAAAUUGUGAAAAGGAAACCUGUAUAAAAUUUCUAAGUUUGUACUGCAUUUCUUUUUGGAAUGUUGGCAAAAGGGGAAAGUUAGGGUCUCUUGAGUUAUCCCUGGAGAAAUGAAAAGGUUAGGUCCUCUCAAGUACUGAGGAAUAAAUAUUAGGUUAAGAAUCAUGGAUGUUAAGAUCCAGAAAAUGUGGAGGAUACUCAGUUGUGAACUUACCUAAUCAUAUUGGGCAAAUUAAAGUUGCAAACUUAUGACUGACUGACUUGGAGGAAACAUUGAUUGAACUCAGUGGAACUUACUUUUGAAUAAGCAUCUGUAAGAUGGCUUUUAAAGUUUUGCUUCUUGUUCAGUACUUGGAAAGGGCCUGAUUGUGCCUGGGACACUCAUUUUACUGUACCCUUAAACCAGUUUCAUUCACACAGACCAACUUGACUGAUCCUAACAGGGCCAGUGGAGCAGGAAUUCAGUUCAAUUAUGUAUGAGAAGCCUGUUGGGAACGUGCAGGCAGGCCUCUUCCUCUUCCUCUUCUUCCUCUUCCUCAGGAGAGAUGACCCAACCAGUUAUGCAUGCUUUAGAAACAUUGUGGCUUGACUGCUAUAAUGCAUGAUAUGUGAGGUGGCCUUUGAAAAACAGUUGGAAACUUCAGGUGGUGCAGAUCACUCACCAUUGGGAACAUGUGAAAAGUUCUUAUUUCAUUUGCACCCUGCCUUAUGCCAAAAAAGGCAUGUAAAGGAUUCAGUGGUUCAAUUCGAACUCCAUUCAAAGUGCUGUUAAAACCCUAAGGGUACCAUUCUGUGCACCCUUAGAUGGAAAAAAAUGCUACAACUUCCAGAAUUUACCCACUUCCAUGGCUGGCUGAGGGAUUUGAGGAAUUGUACUUCUGAUGAAACUUGUGCAGGAUUAUGCCCUAGACAGCUAAGGACCACCUUCUUCAACAUGAAUCUGCUAUCUUCCUUUGAGGCUCUUCCAGAUGUACUUUCUUCUUUUGAGGAUAGGCAGAAAUACUAGAGGGCCCUUUAUAUAGUCCUUUGUAGGCUUACUAGAGGGGGUUUCAUAGAAAUACAAUAGGGCCAAGGUAGCCUAGGGUAGGCCUGGUAAGUAGCUUUUCCUGGUGCCAUUGGUUACCUUGGAGGGGCCAGGUAUUUAAUCAUAGUGGUAUUUGAGGCUCUUCUAAUUAUUUUAGCUGUUCCUUGAUUCUACUGGUUGCUGUACUGUUGCUUUUUAAAUCUGUGCUUUAUAUUUUUGGGGCAGCUUGAUGUUUUAUUUCUCUCAUAAGCUGCCAGGAAACCAUUUGUGAUAAAAGGCGGGAUACUAGUUCUGUUAAUACUGUUAGUAAGAACUUUGGUGUCUUGAGUCUCGAUGUAAUAAAGUCAAAUUUUACAGCUUUAUACAGUAAAGGAAGAACAUUUUACUUUGUACAGAAAAUAGAUCAUAAAAUAGGCUUAUAACAAAUUACCUGUUUAUAUUUGCAUUUUUUCCUGAGAAAAAACAAAUAGAAAUUUAGUAACUUUUGCAACCAGGGCAAUAAACAUUACAUCAUACCUCUCUUCCCCUUGCUAAAA
Varanus komodoensis (Komodo dragon) is the source of this 3748-nucleotide messenger RNA. It is a transcript of the gene METTL21A, whose product is annotated as methyltransferase 21A, HSPA lysine. The record is from RefSeq and is a predicted model, not a curated record. The transcript has 4 exons. Gene Ontology annotation, molecular function: protein-lysine N-methyltransferase activity. Lineage: Eukaryota; Metazoa; Chordata; Lepidosauria; Squamata; Varanidae. Gene Ontology annotation, cellular component: cytoplasm; cytosol. Gene Ontology annotation, biological process: peptidyl-lysine methylation. The coding region runs from base 225 to 917 and encodes 230 amino acids.